CAAUUCAACGGUCCAUUAUUCCUUUAUAAAUAUAUAAAAACACAUCAAAACCUUAAUGCUUCGUUGCUAAGACCGUUUCCAUCUUCCUUCUCAGAAGAUGCAAGUAAGCCCUCAACAAUUAAGUGCCAUGGAAGGGGUAAUACUUCCCUCAAGGCGAUCUCCUCCGGUUGGAGUCACCGUGGACGACAAUCCUGGUCGUCGCAGUUGUUAUAUGGCGUGGCCUAAUUCGUCUCCUAGACCCCGACCCAAGUGCACCUGCUCGAACCAUCCUGGCUCAACCCGUUGCAGCCGCCAUGGGUACAUGGUCCCUAGCCAGAAGCCAAGAAAGGGUUGUGCUAAUAAAGAGAUCCUGAGGAGGGCGUUGACACCGCCAAACCGGAGGCUGACUCCUAGAUGGUGGAAUUUCCGGCCGACCCCUAGCCGGCUCUCCAACAUGUCCACGGCUUAAAGUGCAGGUGUAGCUAUUUCUCUUUAAUUUGAUGAAACAGAGUAUGUAAAAAUCUUAAAAUUUGGGCUGAUAUUAAUGUAUAUUAUAAAGUCUAGACAUUGAUUUUGCAUGUACACUUUGAGAUCUAAUUUUUGCAAUUUGGUUUAAAUUUUUCUGAAAUUUCGAGAAAGUCAAUUUUUGUCAAUUA
Messenger RNA from Rubroshorea leprosula, 635 nucleotides. Lineage: Eukaryota; Viridiplantae; Streptophyta; Magnoliopsida; Malvales; Dipterocarpaceae. The record is from the annotation of a GenBank genome assembly.